Messenger RNA from Tripterygium wilfordii, 4124 nucleotides. RefSeq lists its product as uncharacterized. The coding region runs from base 2751 to 3836 and encodes 361 amino acids. The record is from RefSeq and is a predicted model, not a curated record. NCBI's taxonomy places the organism in Eukaryota, Viridiplantae, Streptophyta, Magnoliopsida, Celastrales, Celastraceae. The transcript has a single exon.
CUGGGAUUUUUUUGAAUUUCAGCUAUGUCUGAUGCCUUUAUUGUGCGUCCUUAUUGAAUGUGAAAAAUCAGUUUGUUACUAUCUUGAUUCAUGAAUAACAUGUUGUUAUAUCGCCUUUGAAGUGAUCAAUUAUAUGUCUUUUUUUCGUGUGCUUUUCAUCCUUGAUUGAUGAGUCAUUUAAGUUAUGAGCGUGUACUGUGUUUGAUGUCACAUUUUCAGAAUUGAUAUAUUCUCAUUCAGCAAAUAUGAAAUUCUUUUCUUAUCAUUUAUUUAUGUUUCCUCUUCUCCUUCUCACGUCCCUGUUGUGUAGUUGUGCAAAUGGUAUUUUCAAUUUUAAUGUAAGAAAUUUGUUUAAAAGGAUGACAAGAAAAUGGCUGCCCUAUUCUUGUGUUAUAGACACUUGGCUGAUUGUUCCUUGGGGAUAAUGCAAAGCUGAAUGGGCAACUCAUGUAUUUUGAAGGAAACAAAUGUUCAGUUUGUUCUAAUGAUAUUACUAGCAGCUAGCUUAAGCCUUGAUAAUAAUAAAUAAGAAUCUGGCUUUUUUAUAUUUAACUAAAAAUAUGUGCGGUGUCUUCUGCAUUCAUCUCUGACAUAUGCGGUGCUUGUGUGGAUUUCCAAUAUUAACAUGUUGAAAACUUAAUUUCCUUUCUCUUUUUAUGUUCUUGCUUUUACCAAUUUGCCUGUAAGCUAUAUUCGAUCAACAUGGUUGAGGUUUUCGUCAAUUAAAGCAAACCUAGCUUUAAGGAAGCUAUCAUUAAGAGAAUCUUUUUUGAACGCCUCUGGUCACCGCUGGACAUUGUUUUGCGCAUUUCCUUCCAAAUAUAUCGUGGUUUUUUUACUUUUCAAUGGAGAUGCUUGUUUUCAAAUAUAUGUUAGUUUUGGGGAUGCCUUCAUAGUCGUCUUGUAUGACAAAUUCAAGGUUUGAUUUAGACUUUAUACCGGAUUGUACCAGUGGCAUACUUAUGGACUUGGUCCAGCUUGACUGCUGAUUUAUGAUUAUUGUUCUCUGAAACUUCUUUUUUUAAUUGAAUGACAAUGCAUGAUAUGGCCAGAUUUAUAAGUUUUUAGCAAGUGCUAUUUGUUGGUUUUGUGAUGUUAGGUUGGCCUAGGGAUCUUCUAAUAUUUUAUCAAGCUGAUGUAUCGUGUAGUCCGGUUCCAUUUUGUUGUGACUUCACUGCAUGUGAACUCCUAAGUUGUGACCUUUUCAAUCUUCUUGUUUGGACAUUAUAUAAUAUGAAUCUUAUUAUUUCAACUUUUAUUCCUUGUUUACGACACAAGCUUUUGCGAAUGAGCAAUUACUCAGUGAAUGGUAGUAUCAAUAUAACAAAGUCCAGAGAGAACGUGGUUUCGAUGUGUUUAUUUUUCAUUUGCUUGGACGAGUUGUUUGAUUGGAACUGGUUUGGGGCUGAGUUUCUUUUACUACUUGCGCUGCAAUACAAACUAGUGUAAACAGAAUAAAUUUAGAUGUCUUGAUAUCCAGAAACUAGAAUAGGAACAGAUGCUUGAUGAUUUUAUAAGUAAAUAGAAGUUCGGUGGAGCAUAACGCUUGUGAAAAUAGAGACCCAUUGUGACAUACGUUGCUUGUUGCCAGAGGUUUUGCAGCGACCAAUUUCUUGACUUGUAAGGCAUUUGCUCAAACGGAUAGACAAGUUUCGACACCAGGCCCUAUGUGGGUCUUGAUUUUCCUGUGGCUUGGUCCACAUAUUGUGUCAUAGGUGGUUCGAGGAGUCUGAAUUACUUUACUUAAAUACGAAGCUGCAUCUGGUUCUGGUGUUAAAGCUGGGCAGGGGCCAACUCGUACUCGUACCAUAAAUAAAUGAUUCAUAAAUGAUUCCCCUGUUAAGGCAAGUCUCUGGAAUGGCUUUGGCCUUUGUGAGUUGUGGCCCAAUUGGUGUUUUAUCUUUGCUUAUUUAGUAUUUAUUUUCUAGCAAGGUAAAAACUAAAAACACGCAUGAUGGUAGAAUUGAGAAUAGAACUGAAGACCAUGAUUGGAGAUAGUCGUGGUGAAGGCCCGUAGAAUAGGUUAUUGUAGGACAGGACCCCUCCACUUCAGCCUAGAGUGUCUUUUCUCUUUUAACUUUUCAAUGACUUGAUUUUCUGUAAGGAUACUCGGCUUUGGUUGUGCGGAGGCCCGAUGAUCUACAAUCGUGUUUUUUGUCCUCUGGAAUCUUGUCAAAGUAAAACCAACAAAUCCACAAUACAACUCAUCCUUUUAUCAGUAUUUAAGAAUGGUCGGUUGUGAUGUCUCAUGUAGAAAAAGAUGAAAUUUAAUCAAUUCUCUGCAAUGUCAAGCUUUGUGAGUUAUUGAGUGGUGACGAGACUAAGUUUCUUGACCUACAUCCCCAUGGUGGCGAUAGGGCUAUGUAUUUUGUCCCACAUUUCAAAAUGCUUAGUGCAUGUGCUGGUAAUGACUAUUGAGCUUAAGAAGACAAAGUUGUGCGGGUUAGUAUGAGCUGACUCAAAGUGGACAAUGUGUAACUAGUGGAGGAGUGAACUCACUUGCAGAGAGAGGGAGUAAUAGACUGAAAUGUAGACCGAUCAAAAUUAAAUAAGAUGGAGGAGCAUGUGAUGUAUUUAAUCUUUAUCAAUCCACAUCUGCAAGGCGAACUUCAUUCGCGGAUCAAUGGUCCUACAACCCCCAUUGCUUUCUUUGACAGAUUAGAAAAAGAGAAAAGGAAGCACCAAAAGAAAAGGCAAAGGCAUCAAUGAAAUGAUAAAAUAGAAAAGAAGAAGAAGCAGAACAAGAAGAUAUGGAGGAGGAGGAGGAGGUGAUGAUGAUGAUGAUCAGUACUACUAGUAGUAGCUCUGAGAAUCCCACUUUCCCAACCUGGAAAUUGUACGAGAAUCCAUUUUAUUAUUCACAACCUCAUCACCAUCAUCAUCAUAAAUUGAAGCAUCAAUAUCAUUGUCAAGAAACUGGGUCUUCUUUGUGGGAUCCGACUCUCUUCAAGCCUGUAAUGGAGACAUCUGAGGUUGACAUAUCUCGAGCACAGAUCCUGGAAUUGAAGGCAAAGCUUGAAUAUGAAAGAAAAGCACGUAAAAAAUUGGAGUCUUUGAACAAAAGACUGGCUAAAGAUCUUAUAGAGGAGAGAAGAGCAAGAGAAGCAUUGGAGAAAGUAUGUCAAGAGCUUGCCAGAGAAAUUACAUCAGAUAAAGCAGAGAUUGAUUGCAUGAAGAGGGAAAUUGAGGAAGAAAGAAAGAUGUUAAGAGUGGCUGAAGUGUUGAGAGAAGAGAGAGUUCAAAUGAAGCUUUCAGAGGCCAAGGUUUUCUUGGAAGAGAAAAUACAAGAAUUGGAGAUUUCCAAACAACGGAGAGAACUUGAUACUUUCAAUUCCAAACUUGAGCAGAUGAAUGAAGAAGAAGAUUUUAAGGUUCCAGGAAAGUUUAAGAGGUUUGUUUUAGCUGAAAACUAUUGUGUUGAUGAUCUUAGCAGUGCCAAAGCAUCAAAACUUGUUCAAAGCAAAGCAUCACCAGAAACAGAGAAGAUGAAUCAAGGAAUAGACAACAGAGUGCCUAGAACUGCAAUUCCUGCUAAUAGUCUUCCAGGAAAUCUCGCAAGGUUAGUUUUAGCUGAAAAAUCAUAUGAUAACAUUAGCAGUAGCGUUGCGUUAUCUGCAGCAAUUCAGAGAAGAGCAUCACCAGAACCAGAGAAUCCUCACAUAAAGAGAGGGAUUAAAGGGUUUGUUGAAUUUCCUAGAGUGGUUAGAGCAAUUGGAUCAAAGACUAGUAGUAGUAGUAGACAUUGGGGCUCAAAGCUGGAGUGUCAAAAGGCUCAAUUGAGGAUUCUACUCAAACAAAAAAGACCCACUAGAUCCAACAACCUGAUCAUUGGGUGAAGAAUUCACUUGGUCUAGUAUCUACUUCUCUUUUGAUGAUUAAUUUGGCUUUGAUUUGUUGUCAUUGUUCAUUUUUUUUGGCUGAAAUUUUGUUGGUUAUAUUAAGUAUCCUUGUAAGAGUAAAUAGGUUUGUGGGUUACUGUGUUUUUUUUUGUUUUGUAAUUGUUGAAAGUGUGAUGAUUAAGAUUUAUACUGAGCUUGGUUUUCAAUAGUAUUGUCUCGAAUUCUUGAUGGAUGUUGUAGGCUUUCAAAUCAUGAAAAGAAAGAUAGAGAAAGUGUUGUUUUGGA